Molecule: messenger RNA, 1613 nt
Organism: Fusarium oxysporum Fo47
Lineage: Eukaryota; Fungi; Ascomycota; Sordariomycetes; Hypocreales; Nectriaceae
Product: AhpC/TSA antioxidant enzyme-domain-containing protein
Exons: 2
Coding region: 281-1399 (372 amino acids)
Source: RefSeq, a predicted model, not a curated record
CUCAGAACCAGGAAUAUCGUGAUAACUUCAUAAAACCUCCCUCUUCACGAAUCUAAGCCACUGUCAUUCCGUUUACGCUUACGACGCAGCAAAACUCCUUCUCCGCUGCGGCCGGUCCCUUAUAAGCUGGAGACCGUUCUGUUAGCGGCGCCACUCACGGGCCGCUUGUAUGCCCCUCUGCGAUUGGGUUCCCUCACUUAAUUAAGCUCAACUUCCACUGCAACCUUGGUCUUUCACGACUCGCGAUAUCUCUUAGUUUUUGAGGAUCUCCUGGACCAACAUGACGGACAACCAUACAGAGGCUAAAGCCUCAACCACCACGAAAUCUCCCAUUGAGCGCAAGCCCGUGGGAGGCAUCCCUCCUGAGAGUCCUUCCGUCGAACGAGCCCCGACUCUUCCUCCACGACCAGCGCAAGACUCUGACGAAAAGACCUCUGAAGCUCUAAAAUGCGAUACUUGCUCUGUACCUAAAAAAGCUGGUUCUACAAGAAGCAAGUCUCCUCCUACACCGAUCAAGGUCGACAAGACGCAGCCCGAAGACUUUGAAGGCGAACUUGCGACGAAUAACGACUUACCCUCUGCCGAAACCCUCAACAAGAUCGAAAACUACAUUGUUCUCGACAGACACGGAAAAUCGCACCCCUUCAAGACCCUUUACACUGGUAGCAACGUUGCACGACGCGUGCUCAUCAUCUUUGUUAGACACUUCUUCUGUGGCAACUGCCAAGAGUUUCUGCGCUCUUUGUCCGAGGCUAUUACUCCCGAAGCUCUCUUGCGACUACCAGUGAGCACAUUCAUUGCGGUUAUUGGGUGUGGUGAUCCUGCGCUCAUUGAUAUGUAUGUCAAUGAGACAGGAUGUCGCUUUCCUGUAUAUACCGAUCCGACAAGGUCCCUUUUCGACGCCCUUGGCAUGUCCAAAACCCUGCAACUAGGCACCAAGCCAGCCUACAUGCGCCGAAGCAUGAUGCACAGCAUUGUAGGCAGCAUAGUCCAAGGAGUGAAGCAAAUACCAACUGGAAACGUUCUCAAGAUGGGUGAUCAGCGUCAAGUUGGCGGCGAGUUCCUCUUCGAACCGCGAGACAUCCUCACACCCGUCUCAACACCACGAGACGAAAAGGCGAAGCCUAUUAGCGCAUUCGAAGAAGCAGAAGAACGAGGCCCAGACCACGAUGGAAACGAGGAGAAGAGAGUUACAUGGUGCCAUCGAAUGAAGACGACGCGCGAUCACGCUGAGAUUCCUGAGCUCAUUGAAGUGCUGGGUCUAGACCAGACCGCUACUGCUGGACGGGAUGUGAGUCGUGGCUCGAUCACCUCAGCGCGCAAGGGCAAGGGACAUAGCAUGGCGCAAGAGAUUCGCAAGCUGAGCGCGGAACGAUCUAGAACAUCGAACGAAACAUGAUGCGACUGCCAACUGAGUGGGCCACUCGAUUUGAGCGAAUUUGAGCAUUGCUGGUUCUUAUUACAGCGUUGGAGUAGGUUUUGGUUAUAUUGGCAUAGCUUGCGUUUUGGAAAGACUACGAUGAUAUGGUUAGAGAGACUUAGAAGAGAUAUCCUUUGACAUUGGCCGAUAGAAUGCACAAAGUAUUUAUUAUUUCUGUAUUCAGGUCUUCUAU